UCCAGCAUUGAUCAGGCUAUCGAGGCGUCGCGAGUGGGGUUAGAAUCGUUGGGGUUCGACGACCCGCUCCGUCCAGACUUGCUCUCAAGCCAUGCAGAACAGCUACUCAUCAAAUAUAUGCGAACACUUGAAACCGAUGAUCUUGAUAAAGCCGUUCACAUCUACCAAGAUAUUCUGGCAGAACCGUCGCAGUUUACCAACCAGUCCCUACCAUCGUUCAACUAUGCGCUGCUACUCAGGGAUAAGCACACCAAAACCGGUCUGGCAUCCGACUUCGAUAAUGCCAUCCGGGCUGCCCAGGAGGCGAUAGCACUAGACGAGGGGGACGAUCCGAAAAGAUCGGAGUUCCUUCUGACGGGCUGCUCGAACCCGGCGAUGUUUCUAAACAACAUGGGCCUAUCGCUCGGGAUGAGAUAUAGGGAACUGGGGGCAGAGAAAGAUAUCUACCAAGGCAUUAGUGUACUUCAAGAGGCUAUCAAGUCCACUGAAGCAGAUGAUCCCAACCAUUCAGACCUUCCCCUAUUCUGGAAUAAUCUCGGACUGCUCCUUGAGCACCGGUACGAAAGGACGAAAGCCAUGGACGACUUGGAAGAAUCGUCCCGACUUCUAAAGCAGUCAGUGAAGGCCACGCCACGAGGAGACCCGGCUUACCCGACAAGGUUGAAUAAUCUUGGGUUGGUGCAUGGUCAUCUGUUUUCGAGAACACGCAAUAUUGGGCGUUUGCAUGACGCGAUUUGGGCUACUUCAGAGGCUGUGAAAAUGGCUAAAAAAACACAUCCGAAUGACCUGGACUUGCCACUCUUCUUAAACAAUCUCGGACGACUGUACGGUGACUGGGCAGACGUCACAGAGAGCUCGGAGCUCAGGGACACCGCCAUGUUAAACCUUCAGGCGGCAGUGGAAGGCGCACGUUCACAACAGCCACCUCAUGACGACCUUGCCAUGUUCCUGAACAACCUCUCAGGGGCUUUCCAGGAGAAAUACCAUGCCGGAAAAUUGCCAGGUGACCUCGACAAGGCUGUCGUGUCGCUCAAGGACGCUGUGGCGGCGACCCCUAAAACCCAUCCAGAUCGGGCCGUACGACUCUACAAUCUUGGGUUGCUCCUGCGAGAGGAACAUAGCAGGGACGAUAACCUGCAGGCUGCCAUUUCGUGCUUCCAGGAAGCGCUGGAUGCAACUGCUGCUCCCGUAAUGAGCCGCAUCGUCGCCGGCCGUGAGGUCCUCGCCUGCUGCCUCGAUAACCUUAACCUGAACCUUACGUGCGACUGGGACCAGGCCUACGAAGCGCUGGACAAGGCGGUCCGUCUUGUACCCGCAUUGGCGCCCAAGUCACUCGGGAAUGUCGACAAGCAGUACGUGCUGAGCCAGGUCGUCGGCCUCACAUCAGACGCAGCCGCGGUGGCUCUGGAAGCAGGGAAAGGAGCCGUCGUCGCACUCAAGCUACUCGAGAUUGGCCGCGGCAUCAUUGCUAAGUCGCUCGAGGACGUACGAACUGAGGCGCCUGUGAGGGCUCUGCGGGCUCAUGACCCAAAACUGGCGGAGCAGUUCAUUAGGAUCCGCGACGAGCUGGACUUCUCCGCCUGGAGCGCUGGGUCAGGGCCCUCGUGGCUCGACGAGGCCAGCCGGCGGCAUGAUAUCAUGCGCCAGUUCGAAGAUCUGGUGGAGGCGAUCCGACAGAGGUCGGGAUUUCAGGGCUUUCUCCUCCCUCCGAGCCAAGAGGAUCUCCAGGCCGCUGCGGAGCACGGCCCUAUUGUCCUUGUCAAUGUGAGCAGGCGGCUCGGCCGCUGCGAUGCAUUUCUUGUCGAGAGACACCAGAUACGGGUCCUCGCGCUCCCCGGUCUUAGGUAUGGCGACCUGGAGAAGAACUCGAAGGGGAGGGAUCUAGGCAACAUCAAGAUCCUGGAGUGGUUGUGGGAUGCUCUUACACGACCCGUGCUGGACGCCCUCGGAUUCGAUCACCCGCCGUCAGAUGAAAACUGGCCGCGUCUGUGGUGGGUUCCGACGGGCCUAUUGACGAGAUUCCCUCUCCAUGCUACGGGACGCUACCAGAAAGCGUCAGUGGACACUGUUCUUGAUCGCGUUAUGUCGUCCUAUGCAUCUUCUAUUCAGAGUAUCAUAUCCGGACGCCGUCAGGGCCCCCAAGAAUACGCCACGGGUAGCCAGAAGGCCCUCCUGGUCCGUAUGGAAAACACCCUUGGACACACCAAGCUGCAGUACGCGGCGGACGAGAUCGAUUCCCUCCGAAACUUGCUCGAGACGAUGAACGUUCCAUUCGUCGAACCUGAACGACGCAAAGCCGACAUCCUGUCGCACCUGCCGGCCUGUACCCUCUUCCACUUCGCCGGCCACGCGACUGCGGACGAGGCCGAUCCGUCGCGGAGCUUCCUGGCACUCGAGGACUGGGACGUGGACAGGCUCACCGUGGCCGACCUGCGAGAUCUGAACCUGUGGCAGAACGCGCCAUUCCUUGCCUACCUCUCGGCCUGCAACACUAGUCAGAUCAAGGAUGGUUCACUUUUCGACGAGAAUGUCCACCUCGUGAGCGCCUUCCAGCUUGCGGGGUUCCGCCACGUCGUUGGAACGCUGUGGGAGGUGCAGGACCGUUCGAGCUCUGAGAUGGCACGCAUCACAUACAAGACGAUGCAUGACGACGACCUAACGGAUGUAUCCGUCUGCCGCGGCCUCCAUCGCGCGUCCAGGGAGCUACGUGACCGGUGG
Molecule: messenger RNA, 2718 nt
Organism: Hyaloscypha bicolor E
Lineage: Eukaryota; Fungi; Ascomycota; Leotiomycetes; Helotiales; Hyaloscyphaceae
Product: TPR-like protein
Exons: 2
Molecular function (GO): protein binding
Source: RefSeq, a predicted model, not a curated record